CCUCUUCACUGAACAUCAAUAUUGCAGUGUUACAACGUUCUGUUAGUGCUCGAUCUAACUUGACAACAGGACUCGUAGCAGGACCUCUUUUCAGUCUCUCACAUGAACAAUGCUCUUCCGCCUGAUGUGUGUGGCACUGCUGGGCCUGUGGUGCUGUCUCUCCAUGUUGACAGCUAGGAUUUUUUACCCAAAAACUCUGCCGUGUGAUGUCAGUGAGGCCGACAACGGCAGUGCAGUGAAGGUGGACUGCACUGAGAGAAGCCUCAAAGAUAUCCCCCGGGGCAUCCCAAGAAACACUACCAACCUGACGCUCACCAUCAACCAUAUUCCUGAAUUAAACUCCACCUCCUUCCGAGGUCUAGAGAAUCUGACUGAGAUUGACAUGAGGUGCAACUGUGUCCCCAUCAAAAUCGGCCCCAAGGACCGCAUGUGCACAGAGAGUGUGGCGAUAAUGGAAAAUACUUUUACCGGCCUUAGGAAUCUGCGAGCGCUGUAUCUAGAUGGCAAUCAGCUGUACAGCAUACCUAAAGACCUGCCUUCAAGCCUGAUUUUGCUGAGUUUGGAAGUGAAUCACAUCUAUUAUAUUUCCAAAGCAAACCUCUCUGACAUCAGAAAUGUUGAGAUGCUUUACCUCAGUCAAAACUGCUAUUAUCGCAACCCAUGUAAUGUUUCGUAUGACAUAGAGGAGGGUGCAUUUUUGCAGCUUAACAACUUAAGGCUGUUGUGCCUUAAGUCAAACAACUUAUCCUUUAUCCCACAUCAACUACCCACAAGUCUGAAGGAGCUGUAUCUCUACAACAACAACAUUCAGAGCGUCACUGAUGAGGAUUUCAAAAACCUAACAAACCUUGAGAUUCUGGAUAUCAGCGGAAACUGCCCUCGAUGUUACAAUGCUCCCUUCCCCUGCUCCCCGUGCCCAAACAAUUCGCCACUUCAAAUCAGCAAGACCGCUUUCAAGAUGUUGACAAAACUUAAGACGCUCCGCCUGCACAGUAACUCUCUGACAUCUGUGCCGUCUGAGUGGUUCGCCAGCACAACGGAGCUCAGGGUGCUCGAUCUCUCGUCAAACUUUUUGGCAAGAGAGAUAGGAGUCACCGCUUUCCCACGCUUCCUGGGCAAACUGCAAGAACUGGACCUUUCAUUUAACUAUGAGCUGCAGAAAUACCCUCAAACACUGAGGCUGAGCAGCAGUUUCUCCUCCCUCAAAUCCCUGAGAAUUCUCAGAAUAAAGGGCUUUGUGUUUCAGCAGCUAAAGCCAGAGAGCAUUGCUCCUUUAAAACCUCUCACAGGCUUGGAGGUGUUAGAUCUGGGUACAAAUUUCAUUAAAAUGGCAAACCUUAGUAUUCUGAUGGAAUUAAGAAGUUUUAAAAUCAUCAGUCUGUCUGACAACAAAAUAUCUUCCCCCUCUGACGGCCAAGAUGCUGUUGGUUUCUCUGGAGGAGAGCCUUUGCGCUGGUCUCCCAUGUCUGCUGCUUCUGAGUACCAAAAUAAGGAAGUGAGAGAGAUACAUUACUUCAGAUAUGAUGAGUAUGCACGCAGCUGCAAAUACAAAGAUAAAGAACUAGGAGUUAUUACAUCCUUUGUCAACAAAGAAUGCAGUCAGUUUGGCAAAACCCUGGAUGUAAGCAGAAACAACAUAUUCUUCUUGCAUUCGAGGUUUUUAAAUCUCGGAGAGCUGAGGUGCCUCAACCUGUCCGGAAAUGCAAUGAGCCAAAGUUUGAAUGGCUCUGAGUUCGCCUAUCUGACUAAUUUACAGUAUCUGGACUUCUCUUCAAACCGCCUGGACUUGCUCUACUCCACUGCAUUUCAAGAGCUGAAGAGUCUGGUCAUCUUGGACAUAAGUAACAACAACCAUUAUUUUGAGUCUGAGGGCUUAACUCACAUGCUUAAUUUCACAAAAAACUUAAAAAAUCUCAAGAUACUGAUGAUGAACCACAACAAGAUCUCUACUUCCACGAACACAGAGCUGGAGAGUCAGUCUCUGGAGAGGUUUGAGUUCAGAGAUAACCGCCUAGAUAUGCUGUGGAGAGAUGGGGACACCAGAUAUGUCAAUUAUUUCAAGAAAUUACUUAAUCUGACUGUCCUCGACAUCUCUCAGAACAACCUCAAUUUCAUUCCACCGCAAGUGUUCAGCGGCCUGCCAGGCAAACUGUCUGAGCUCUACAUCAAAAACAACAGACUAAAAUCCUUCGCUUGGGGCAGACUGCAACUUCUACAUUCUUUGCAAGUCUUAGAUCUCAGUGGAAACAGCUUAACUACUGUUCCACGCAUGCUGUCAAACUGCACCAAAUCUCUCAGGAAGCUCAUUUUACAUAAGAACCAAAUCCUAAAACUCACGCCAGACUUCCUCAAGGACGCCUACAACUUAAAAUAUCUGGAUCUUAGCUUUAAUCACAUACAGCACAUUGACAAAUCUAGCUUUCCAGAUGAUGUUGUUAAUCAGAUGGACAUGCUGCUUCUGCACAAAAACAGGUUCUUGUGCAGUUGCAACGCCACUUGGUUUGUUGAUUGGCUCAACAGGACCACAGUCCCCAUCCCCAGACUGGCCACAGAUGUCACCUGUGCCUCUCCAGGGGCGCAAAGAGGUCAUCCCGUGGUCUCAGUGGACCUGCUGGCCUGCCAGCACAGCUACCUGUCAAUCAUCCUCUACAUCCUCACAACUUGCCUCAUCCUCAGCUCCCUCACCCUGUCCAUCUCCAGCCAUCUCUUCCUGUGGGACUUCUGGUACAUCUACCACUUCUGCAGGGCCAAGCUCAAAGGCUACACCCGUCUGUACUCCCAAAGCUCCAUCUAUGAUGCCUUUGUGAUAUAUGACAAGGAGGAUCCUGCGGUGUCAGAGUGGGUGAUGAAGGAAAUGUGCGUUCAUCUGGAGGACCGCGGAGACCGCCGCCUGACGCUGUGUCUGGAGGAACGAGACUGGAUCCCCGGAUGCCCCCUGAUUGACAACCUCUCCCAGAGCAUCCACAAGAGCAACAGGACCGUGUUCAUUCUCACCAGCAGAUAUAUUAAAAGUGGAAACUUCAAGACAGCUUUCUACAUGGCCCACCAAAGGCUAAUGGAUGAAGAAAACGAUGUUAUCGUUCUGAUAUUCCUGGAGAAUGUACCUUGCAAUUCAAAGUACCUGAGGUUAAGGAAGAGACUGUAUAAGAGGUCUGUGCUGGAGUGGCCGACGAACCCUCAAGCCCAGCCAUACUUCUGGUUCAGCCUGAGGAGUGUAUUAGCAACGGAAAGCCACAAACAAUACAACAACCUCUUUAAAGAGACACUGUAAAUACACUGUAAGA
Messenger RNA from Chelmon rostratus (copperband butterflyfish), 3284 nucleotides. RefSeq names its product toll-like receptor 7 (gene tlr7). The coding region runs from base 110 to 3271 and encodes 1053 amino acids. Gene Ontology annotation, biological process: toll-like receptor signaling pathway; defense response to virus; positive regulation of interleukin-6 production. The record is from RefSeq and is a predicted model, not a curated record. Gene Ontology annotation, molecular function: pattern recognition receptor activity; protein binding. The transcript is spliced from 2 exons. Gene Ontology annotation, cellular component: plasma membrane. NCBI's taxonomy places the organism in Eukaryota, Metazoa, Chordata, Actinopteri, Chaetodontiformes, Chaetodontidae.